AUGAAGCCAGAUGCGGCUAAAUUCAUCUUCGAGCAUGCUUUUCUUCCUCCACAAUUGCCUCAAUUUGACCAUGAAGAAGCUGGAGCGGAUAACGUUCUCAAGGAGAUUUCUGAAGCUGCUCGUCAAUUUUUGCGGUCUCUACCAACGGGGAGCAAUGAAGCGCGAGUGUGGACACAACUUGUGCGGUGUCUUCCAAAAUGGAUCGAAAUCUACGACGCCGGCUCUCCAUGCAGUCACAAAAUCAUUGAAGCCCUCCGAAACAUGAGUGAUGGGGACAUUCUUUUAUUCUACGUCAAGCCUCAAAACGCAGCAAUCGUUGUCAGAAGCAGAUCCACGGGAGCUAUCUUUGAGUGUUUUGAAGUCCUACCCAAAACAGAUGCAGUGCUGGCUGCCAAAGAUGCACUGAUUAGGAACUUUCCAGCCAGAGCAGUUUUUCUAGCUGCAGAGGAAUUCCGAAACGCUUCUUUCAUACGAGAGCUAGGGGAUGCGAUACACAAACUGUCAGUCGAAAAGUUGGAGUUGGCCAUGGAAACAUCAAGCAAGGGAAAGAAUACUGUCGUCGAACAGCGCCAAUCUGCACAUCCCAGAGCAGUAACUGAGUGGUUGUUCGGAGUGCUUAGCAGCCGUGGCAAAGCAACCUCAAGCCCGACCGUUCGGAAGCGUACUCAUGAUGAUGUAUGCUGGACAGAUACCGACAAAGAACCUUGGAGGCGAUCUGGAAUAUGGACCUGUGCACGCGUUGCUCUUCAGAUUGCCCUACAGAACUCGGAUCUUGCUGGCAAGGAGAGAUCACAAUACAAAAAUUUCAUGUUGUAUCUCCUGUCACGUCUUGCCACAGAGAUAUCUGAGGUUAACAGCUCGCCGGACACCCUUCAUGUGCUCCGUGUCAAAUUGGCGAGACGGAAUGCAAAGCUUGCAUCUGAAACAAUAUCAUUCGUCCAGAACACUGUCCAAACAACUCUAUCUUGCCUCAACCGGAAGAUGCAGAAGUGGGAAAAGGUCAUACAGGCCAAUAAGUCGAGUCUUCCAAAGGUCCCCGUCCAGGAAGUCUCUGACCGCUUGGCAAUGAAGAACAGCCGCUCUGUCGUUCAGGCUGCUUGGUUGCGUUCGCGGCAACCCUUCACAUAUCCUAGUAUCAACUUCGUGCCGCAGCUACUCCGCAGAGUCUCCUUGACUGAAACGCAGCUGCCGGACUGGGCGAUAUUCAGGAAUUCUGGCGAUGUGAUCUUUGCGCUUGCAGAUUUCGAAAACUGGGUUGGGAGCCACCUUGCGAACUGGUUGUACCUGCACUGUGGCCAGCCGUCAUCUUGCCAGUCUCUGGCUCUCCUGAUGCAAACUUAUCACCAAUACGCCAAGUCAAGAUAUCAAGGUCAUCCGGAGCGGACGUCACUCAUGUUGCUCACACUUUUUGACCUGUGGGUUGCGUUAGAUAGAGCUGCUACGAAGGCUUGUCCACUUCUUCUUCAGUACCCCCCUGAGUUGGUCCCAGGCAUUUUUGCUCCUCUUCUCCUCUUCAAGCAGCCCGAGCUGGAGCGCUUACAUCGCAUCGAAGACCAUAUAUCUUCACGCUUAUCGGGAUGCAAAGCACAGCUCUCUUCACUAUUCAGCGACCCAACAGACACAUGUUUUGCUGUCAAGUAUUUCGACCAGUCGGCCUCCUUGCAAAAGCGACGAGCAGACAUUGAGUCUCAGGCCCGUAAAAUGCGGGUAAUAAAGUCAGAUGAAUGGAAUGAAAAGAUGGCUCGCUUCGAGAAACUUAUGAGCGACGUACAAAACAUGGAAUGCGGCGUCUUCGUUCCUCCACAGCGAGGUAGGCGAGCAGCAGUCCCUCGCCAUGAUUGGAAUUGCACCAGAUGCGCCAUGGAAAAGGAGGCAAAAGCAAUUCAGAUAACGAAAGAGGAAUGGCCCCUUCCCGAAACAGAGGUAAUGGUCAAAGCAGUCACCUUUGAGCUAAUGCCUCCUCCAGCCAUUACUUACUGGCGCGAUACAACCUGGUUCCUUGUCCAUGAUCUUGGUAGGACUGCCGCGAGGACUCGGAGAGGACAAACUGUCAAGCAACUCUUGCGGUCAUAUCCGCCACUUGCUUCGUUUGCUGAAGGUACAAACCAUCGGAUCGCACUUGGCUCCUCUGUCAAAUCUAUGCAAAAAUCUCACUACUUCACAUCGGGAUUGAAUAUGGACGAAGUAUUCGUCAAGAACGGCCUACAGCCGCGGAUGUUAGAUACCAAUCACGGCUCUGUGUGGACAGCAGAACAGGUCAUCGAACCUUCGCUAUCUAAUUACUGCAACGCACCGCUUCCGGAGGCAGUCAAAGACCACCUGGGGCCUUUCGUGAACAUGACCCACCACACACAAAACUCAGUGAUUGCAAAGCACUGUCUUUGCCCAAACAAUAUGAGCCCCCAUGAACAUGUACUCUUCGGGUCGCUGCGAAGUGGCGAAAGACUGCAGUGGAUCAAUAUUUUGGCCAUGCUGACCUCUACGGAGAUCGAUCUCAACUCUUCCACAACCGCAAUCCUGAUUUUGUAUGCGAUAUCCCAAGUUGGCACGGCUGGGGCGGCAAAGCCACAAUACCUGCGAGAGUCGCAACAUGAUCUGAACUUCCCGUCUUUCUGUCACUCUCUCCUAGAGGCACUGGAGGCCAGUUUUGCAAGAAUCGAGGCGAAUUGGAAAGAAUCCAUUGCUGCCGGCGCACUAUUGACAAUAAGUCUCAAGGUGCUGUCGUUGAAACCAUAUCAACUGGACAAGGAGCGUUGGAAUGGUCUUGUGCUUCGGAUCCGUCAUGCUGGCAUUUCAUGGAUUCGUCAGCUGUCAGAGCUGCACAAGCACCAGAAAACCAAGCUUGCAGCUGGUCACGGCUUUGAGGAUCUCCCUCGUCAGAUCGUUAACGCCUGUCUGUUAACACGACAGACAUUCAACACCGAUGUACACCUUUUGCCAUCGGUCUUCUCUGACGACGGUGCUGUUGCAGACUAUAUUGAAGCAUCCAUUCACCUACAUGAUCACUCUCAGCAAGUUUCCGUCACAGCCGAUGGGAAGCAGAAGUCUGAUCUCUUAAACGAUCAAUACCUUGCUCGCCAGUGUGAGAAGCCAUUGUUAGACCGGUUGCGAGUCUGCGACACCGGAUUUUCAGAGGGCAUCAAUCGUUUCUGGCAGUUCGCUACCUUCACUACCCCGUGGGACAUCGUCGACCAGAAUGACACUUCAUGGAUACAAAACAAGGUUUUAUCGAAGGUUGUGCAUUUCAAUGUUGUGACCGGCAGUCUUCUGGUCUCGGGCCGACCGCUCUCAAGACUUCCUGCGAAGUACUUGUCCCAUCCACUGUAUCGCUCGGUCUUCGGCGAUCUUGACCUCGACGUUUUUGCCUCCGACCUCGAAGAUAUGGAAUACGUGUCCAGAGCCGAGAUCGAGGGACAUCGAGUCUAUUUUGGCAUGCGCGAUGACACCCUCAUUGUCCGUUCCUCCAUAGCAGGACAGUCUUUUGAGGCAAUCCUCCGCGAUACUUUCCUUGGGGACAUACCAGACUGCAUUGUGAAGCCCAACAUACCUUGGAUGUCUCUGGAAGACGGACGAGUCUUCUUCCGGCCGACCACCCGACCUUGGGUAUCUCAGGCGGAUGAUUGGAUUUUAACCCCAGAUAUCAGACCGAGAACAACGAUCUCUCUACGAAAUGGGCGUUCCUAUCUUAUCGACCAUGCAAGCACUGUGGGAAGUGCCAUAUGUCAAAUCUUCCGGCCAAUUGAGUGUCCCAACCAUGUGCUCAUAUCCAUGCAUGAUGGGGUCAUUAUCAAGGUGCAUUUGCCUCGAUAUCACCUGAACUUUCAUGUGAGCUUUCGAGGGGAGCUGCAGUGUCAAGAACUUGCAGCGCGUAUUGACAGUACCCAAACGCUAGGGACAUUGCAUGGUCUAACCUCGUUCUUGAUUUUACGUGCGGCGAGUGACUCUGCUGGUGCAGCUGUUCGGAGCGUGCUCAUUCCCGACGGAGAUGUGGUAAUCUCAAGUGCGCCACCUCAUGUUGCUGUCGAGGUUCGCAUAGAAGAAGUGGACGAUCUAACAUUUUCUCAUUACCGGAUCGACGAUAGACUUGGUCGAUUGGUUGCAGAUGAUCUCGAAGGACAUUUGUUCAAGACCUACCUCCACGCUGUCACCAGUUUCCCAGAGAAUGAUCAAUUGACCGGUCGUGCGGGCUCUGAGGAGAGUCUACUGAGUCUGUCCGAUCCAAUCACGCGGACCUCACUCCCACUGUCUGAGCGCUCUCAAAAGCUGCUCUCCAUGAUCGCGAAGCUCUCUCCUGUCCGCAGAUUCUACCCUCCACAUUUGAGGGCCAUGCACUCUGACACGUUCAACGGUGUUCUGCCAACGCUCUCGCAACGUGAUAUCUUUUAUGGCACUGUUGAGGAGAUUGUCUUGCACAAUCUCAAAUCGGAGUUUCUCUUCAAGUCAGGAAGUGUGCAAAGCUUGUCUUACGCUGGACAACUAUCAUUGCUAGACAGAUCAUACCGUCGGACCCGCAAACUCUAUCCGUGUGAGUCUGUGGCGACAGAAACACCUACAGCUGAGGACCAAAGUUACCUAGCACGAGAUCGCGACAGUAGCCCAAACCAGGAGGCUGCGGCGUCCAUGGCUGGGCUAGUAGCAGCAUGGCCCUCUGCUUUCAAUGUGUGCUCAGACUUGAGGGGGCUAAUGCUAAGGUGGCAACAAAUCAGCGGCUUUCAGGAGGAUUUUUCUGGCUUUUCGUUUGCGAAGGUGCUUCGCGAAGAGCUUCGCCAACAAUUUGCGAGGUUGCUAGUGUAUUGCAAAAGACCUUCGAUUUCUCGAGAGAACCUGGCCUUCAUUCUGUCAUUGCUCGUCUUCGGAAAGCCAUCUAUUGCGAAAGAAGUCCGAGUCCUGCUGGCCUUCGCUGUUUCGCCAGCCCUGCGUUGCCUUCCAUUUCCCGACUCGAAUACCUACAAUUUGAGCCAGGGGCGCGCGGUGAAUCGGGAUGAGCUAUCACCCAUUCUAUGGCAGUGCGAAAGAGCCUUUGUCCCGCCUCCUGAGAAUGGAACUGAUGGGCAGGGAAGCGACGAUAACCCUGACAAUCCUCAGGCGCAGCGUGAGGAAUACGAGCGUGAACUGAGCAACCAGCGCCAACAAUAUGAGCGUGAACUCGGUGAGCAGCGCCAACAGGUCUUCGAUGCAGUGGAUGCGGCGUGGCCGGCCGGUUCGGUAAGACUGCCAGCGGGGCAGAGUCUUACUCAUUACAACGUCGCAAACCUCACAGAGCUCUUGAACGGCCGACUCGCGACGUGGUUCAAGAACUACACUUUCUGGUGUCAACUCGAAACUAUUGAUAAGGCGUUGACAGAAUUUGAUCGACCAUGGGACGGACCAAAACAUUUCAGCAGUAUUCUCAAGGCCGCACCUCAGCAUGAGACACAAAGUCGGCAGACACACUUUUCUCUAAUGAACGCGAUGCACGCCGUCCCUGACGCCGGACUGGUCUUUGAUGGAAUGAGACCCAGCGCCUUGGAUGGAGACCUUGCCACUUCGAUAUGUACACAAGAAAGAGCCCGACCUCUAGAAGCAAACGAACUUCGCCACGCCUGGGAAGAGCUCGAGGAGAUGUGUGAGGAAUUGAGCAAGGAUCGUAGUUCCAUUGCCCAGAACUAUGGGACUUCUCUCAAUGAGAGCAUCAAGUGUUUGAAGAUGAAGGCUGCACAAGGUCAGGCCAAGCUCAGACUCUCGAGUGGAUCCAUCCUGGGCGUCAAGUCUGAAGAAGUGAAAGAUUCUAUCAAGCUCAUCCUAGAUCGCAGCCAACAACUCCUCCGCCCGAGCGUCGAGUGGCAACAAGGUUUGGUGUCAGCCAGAAUAUGGCCUCACGUGUCUCCAUUGGCGCUGCUACAGCUCCUAACAGCGCUUCACAGAGCUCAGGUGCCGCAGGGAUGGCUGAGAGUAGCUAGUCUGUUGGCUAAGGAGGUGACAGCUCUCCAGAGAGUGGAGCGCAUGCAAAAGUACCUGGGGAUCAAGGACCAGUUUGCCCUGCAACGAGAACUGACAAACCCAGCUCAUGCGGCGUGGGACCCUGAACAGUGGCCUGACUGGCUCCUCCUUGAAAUUCAAAACAACAUCUUGAUACGUCCGGUGCAGGUUAGGGUCGCUCAAGAACUCAUUCGGCAGGAAAACGGCCUUGUACUCCUGGGAAUGGGCGAAGGCAAAACAAGUGUAAUCCUGCCAAUGGUGGUGACUGCUCUUGCCACUGGCUCACACCUUGUCCGGGUCGCUGUUUUGAAGCCGCUUGCCAAUGAGAUGCUUCGUCUUUUGUCUUUGAGUCUUGCAGGACUGGUUGGUAGAUCGGUUUACCAUCUCCCUUUUUCCAGGCAGACAAGACUAACGGCAGAAACCCCAAACCUGUUGAUGGGCCUUUUCGAGGAAUGUCGCAAAUCUGGCGGCGUCCUUCUUACUCUGCCAGAGCACUUGAACUCCUUCCGACUGAUUGGAGGUGACAAGCUCGUGACGGACAAGACUCUGUCUGUCGAUCUAAUCCGAGUACAAAAGUGGCUUGACGAGCACAGCCGUGAUAUACUGGACGAGAGUGACGAGUUGUUGAAGCCUGGAUACGAACUUGUGUACACCAAUGGUGAAGCAAACGUGUUAUCAGGAGCACCCGAUCGGUGGAUCAUCGCAUUGGACAUUCUUGCUUCAGUGCAGAGAAAUGCCCGCACCCUCCAUGCGGAUUGUCCAUCUGGCAUUGAACUCGAAUCUCGGGGCCCGGCAUGCUUUCCCCAUUUGCGGAUUCUGAAUGAUGAAGGUGCCCGGUUGCUGAACCAUUGUCUCACCCAGGACAUCAUUACACGAAAGAUACCUUCGCUCCCGCUGGGCCAUUGUGACCCUGCGACACUAACUGCGCUUUCGUCCUUCCUGCACGAAUUGGAAACGGAUCCUGCCGAUUUCGACUUGGUAUCAAGGCAUUUCCAAGGCUCGGCCCAGCUCGACCUGCUGUAUGUCGCUCGAGGCCUGCUUUCCCAUCAGGUACUCACACAUGCACUGCGCAAGCGCUGGCUUGUAAAUUAUGGCUUGGAUCGAACCCGUUGUCUUGCUGCUGUUCCUUACCGAGCCAAGUCUGUCCCAUCUCCGAGCGCAGAAUUCGCACAGCCAGAGACAUUAAUUCUGUUGACGGCUCUAUCCUUUUACUACACUGGCAUUCAGAUUGAGGAUCUGCGGAGAUGCAUUCUCAUCCUCAUGAAAUCCCCAGAUCCGGGCGAUGAGUACUCCAGAUGGGUUGCCGACACCGAACUACCUCCCGAGUACCGAAGUGCAAACUCGCUCAAUCUAGACGAUGCUUACUCCAUUGACAAAUUGUACGCGCACCUCCAGUACAACAAAGCGGUCAUAGACUUCUUUCUCAGACAGGUGGUGUAUCCAAAAGAAGCCAAAGAGUUCCGGCACAAGCUAUCCUCUAGUGCCUGGGACCUCUGCGCGAAUGACGGUGGUAAGGUGACAUCUGGCUUUAGCGGCACCUGCGACAGCCGCAUCCCCCUGACGUGCUUUCAAAAAGAUCUCGAGGACCUCCGCCAUGGCACGGCAUCGGCCCUAACAACACUGCUCAGAGUCGACAAUCGCAAGUAUGUUUGCGCAGCAUCAGUUUCUGGAGAAAGAAUGUCUACCGAGGAGUUGCUCCAACUCAUCGUCGAUGUUACACCUGAGGGGCCUGCUGUCAUCAUUGAUGUCGGGGCACAGUUUCUUGAGGACAACAAAGAAAUUGCCUCAGAGUGGCUCCGCUUGCGCCGAGACAAGAAGGCUGCCAUAUAUUUCAGUGAAAAUGAUGAGAAAAUGGUGCUCAACCAAGAUGGUAGCAUUGAACCUUUUGCGUCUUCAAUCUUCAAAGAUGAAAUUGGCGGGUGUCUUAUCUAUCUGGACGAGUUCCACACUCGAGGUACGGAUUUCCAACUUCCUGAUGAUUUCAAGGCGGCGGUUCUUCUUGGGCCAGGUCUCCUCAAGGACAGCCUGGUCCAAGCAUGCAUGCGAAUGAGGAAAUUGGCAGUCUCGCAGUCAGUGAUCUUUUUCGCCCCGCCGGAAGUGGACAACAGCAUUCGCGCUUUGCUGGGUGUCCAAACAGGAGACCUGGACAGUUCGCAUGUGAUCCGAUGGUGCAUUUCGCAGUCGUGUCGUGCGCUUAAAAGCCAACAACCGCUAUGGACAAUGAAGGGGUUGUCGCACAGCCGCAGACGGCUAGCAUCCAAGAGAUAUGUCCUUGAAGGUGGCCAAAUCCCAAACCCGGAACAAUAUCUUGACUCUAUCCGAGAGAUAGAAAGCCGACCAGUGUCGGAAAUGUAUGCUGUCGACAAGCGUGACCAGAAAAAGCACACUUUCCAGCCUAGCCCCUUGGAGAAGAAGGACGACAUCAUGAUGCAGCUUUUGGCAGAAUGGGAUCGAACUGAAACGAAUGAUCUCAAGGACAGCGGCAUCGCGGAAGAGCAAGAGCGGGAAAUCUUGCAUGAGGUGGAGAAGGUACGAGAAGUUCAACGACCAGCACAUGCAACCCCAGCAAAGCCAGCUGCAUCGGAGGUUCUAAUCAACUACAUCUUCAAGAACGAGGGAGUUCCGAAAGCGGAAGAUUUCCACUGGGCAUUCAACAUUCUUUCUCAGACCCGUCUUGCGCCCCAGUACAGAGGUGCAGAGUGGCCCACCAAUGUCUUGGUGACCCAGGACUAUAUGCGAACCAUUGUACCUCAGGCUGGAUCUCCUCAGGACGACUAUCUGCGGCCCGUUCAAUGGAUUUUCGUUGUGGAUUUGGUGAAACAGCCGAUCAUCAUCAGUCCACAUGAAGCACAGGUGUUCCUGCCAGGGAUUCGAAAACACGGAAGAGUGACCUUGAUUCUCUACCAGCCACGUACGAGUCGGAACAUGAUGUCUUUCGACGGGUUGAAUGUUUACCAGGUUCCAGAGCGGCCUAGUCCAACCAAGAUUUCAGUCGAGGCCAUUUCCGUGCUCAACCUAUUCGCUGGUCAGCUCUACUUCACCACCUUUGAGGAUUACAAACGUCUUUGUUCUAUCAUCGGCCUCUGGGACGGAGAGCGACCACUACCACUCAAGCGACAUGUGGCCAACGACAACUUUGUGUCGCCUGCUUGUCGGCAAGCCAACGGCUGGACAGAAUGUAAGUUCUCAAACAGUCCCGUGGGAAUGCUCAAGGCCUUUAUCAGCAUGCGGAGGCUCGGCAUCGAAUGGGGUCACACUCAUAUGGGACGGAUUCUGUCAGGACGCUUCCUGCGAAGAGAUGAGUUUGAGGAUGAAAUGGGGUCUGCGGCGGAGGAUAAAAUGGAAGUUGAUAGCACGAGCGAGUCAAACACGCCCGGCACUGGUCAGAGCAGUGCAACUGAGGAAAACACUGCUGAAACUGGCCAGAGCAGUACUCAAACUGCCACUACCGACGACGAUACCAUGGACGGUCUUGAAUGGGGUUCAGGGCAAGAGCUGCCGAUAGAGGCUGCUGAUAAUGGUGCUAACUAA
Messenger RNA from Exophiala dermatitidis NIH/UT8656, 9489 nucleotides. RefSeq lists its product as uncharacterized. NCBI's taxonomy places the organism in Eukaryota, Fungi, Ascomycota, Eurotiomycetes, Chaetothyriales, Herpotrichiellaceae. Bases 1 to 9489 code for a protein of 3162 amino acids. The record is from RefSeq and is a predicted model, not a curated record. The transcript has 2 exons.